GUUUUAGGUCUAUGGAUACGAUACGUUGUGUGUUCUGUGGUGUGCACAAUCUGGCGACAAAAACUAUUCGGCAAGAUUAAUUAGGAAUAACGAUGCACGAUUACGAAUUACAUUUAAAGAAAAAUUGGGACAGCAACUGUUGAAAAUGAAACGUCAUGGCAAGAAGAAAACGUCUCCGGAACAACUCACCAUUUUGGUGAACUUUAUAUCGAAAAAUAAGGUAUUGGUACCUGGUAAAACCAAACCGUUGGAAGAUGAGAAGAAGAUCUUUGACAAUUUGUGGGAAGAUUUAACUAAACAGUUAAAUUCCAUUGGCCAAGGACCUUCAAAAACCUCAUCUCAAUGGAGAAAGACAUUUAUUGACUGGAAAUGUCAUACAAAAAAAAAAGCUAGGGAUCUUCAAAAAGACAAACAAAAAACAGAAGGGGGAAGUUUCAUUACCAAAGGGUUGACUCCAACUGAAGAAAAAUUGAUUUCUUUUUUAACUUGUAUCUCUGAGGAAGGAGCAGACGUUGAUGAAGUAGGAUUAGGAAAUGAAACUGUUGAUGUUGAAUUUCAGACUGCACAUGUAUUCGCAGAAAUGCCCAUUAAUCAACAGUCUUCAAAAAGGCCCCAUAGUCCUCCUGUUGUUGAGAGAAAAAGGUUAUGUACUGAUAGUGAAACGCCAAGGACUGAGGAAAAAACAGGUAAAGCAAGUAAUUUGCAGAAAGCAGAUGAUGCUUUUCAAGCUGUCAAUAAAAACAAGGACAAAAGAAUAGAAAAAAUAUGGCAGACCAAUUUUUUGGAUGCUAUGAUAGAAUUAGAAUUGAAAGAAGUCGAAUUGAAAAGGCGUCUCCUAGAAGCUAGGAAUAAAACAAAAGAGUUGGAACUUCUAGAAAGGAAAUUGAAGCUAGAAGAGGCCAAGUUUACGUCUGAACAAAAAACUUGAAUGAAAUAUCAUUACAGAAAGAGUUAAAAGAAAUACAAUAUCUAUGGUUAGAACUAUUUAGAGGGGGACUACUGAGAUUUCAAAAACUGUUAGAAAUACAAGGUGGCUUGAAUUACAAAAAAAGUUGGUUUGAGAGAUAAGUGUGUUGGUGUAAACAGAUCCAAAAUAUCUCCAAUGGUUCCGGAGAUAUCUCCAAAAAACUAAAAAUCGAGUUUUAUUUUUUUCUUUAUAAUUAAUCUGCUUCUGGAGAUAACUUCAAAAAAUCCGGUUUGGAACCAUUAUCAAAUAUAUUUCGUGAAGUUAUCUCCAGAAACAAAUGAGUUACUCAUAAAUAAAAACAAGAUAUCUCGGGAACCAUUGAAGAUAUAUUGGAUCUUCUUACACCAACCCACUCAUCCCUAAAUAACGCAACUUUUUUGUAAUUUAAGUUUAAGCCACCCUGUACUUCUAAUGGUUUUCGAUAUCCUUGUAGUGCCCUUCUGAAUAGUUCUAACCCUAAUUCAAUUAAAAAACAAAUUCUUCAUUCUUAUAGUAAGCUGAUCUAAUAAUAAUAAUGUUUAUUCAACAUAAAUAAAUAUGGUGAGUUACAGAGGUUUUCAAUUCUAGAAUUAACUAUCUGUGCGUAACUGCUCCAAUACUUAAUAAGGAUUUUGGUGUUUAUUCACUCCGUGUCAUGUGAAUUAAUUUUACUCUUAUUGAAUAUUCUUUGUGAAUAAAUAAAUAGAAAGUUAUUAUAUUAGUAACAUCUUUUCAGUAGAAACUGUUUUUUUAUAUUUGGCAAUUAUUUAUUCAUGAUUUAAAUAAAACUAUUUUAUUUACA
Molecule: messenger RNA, 1748 nt
Organism: Harmonia axyridis
Lineage: Eukaryota; Metazoa; Arthropoda; Insecta; Coleoptera; Coccinellidae
Product: myb/SANT-like DNA-binding domain-containing protein 4
Exons: 4
Coding region: 146-928 (260 amino acids)
Cellular component (GO): nucleus
Source: RefSeq, a predicted model, not a curated record